GUGUGUCAUCCAGCGAGGCACCCAGGAGGGAGACGCCCGUCAGGAUGGUGGCUGAAGGCUUCUGGAGGGCCCCCCCAACAAGGAAAUGCAGCUGUACUGUAACUGAGCUGCUCACUGCUCGUGAUUGAAUAGACUAAGUACUUACUGGACUUCCUCCUAUGACUCAGGCGAUAAGCGAGACUCACAGGCUUUCAGUGCGAGCAGUGCAGUUCACUCGCGCUUAGAGUGAUCCUUCAGGCAGCUCCACGCUCCAGCCGUCAGCUCCCCGGUCGUAAGUAGGAGAGGUUCGUGUCCACCGAUCGCCAGCAAAGGUCACACUGCCGUUUGCCAUCUGCGGGGGCUUGUCCUGUAACUUUUAGGGUGUAGCACUUUGUGUCUCUGCAAGGCCAACCACCACCUGCAUAGCCCGGCCCCCUCCACAGCGUCAACUUUUCCAAAGCCGGCUGUUGCCGUGGAAACUCGCGCACGUGGACAAGAUAGAAAAGGGCAGCGAGGCGGGUCCUCUGGUGACAGAAGGAGCUUAGGAGGCGAGGGAGGCGCAGCUGAAGAGGCAGAGCCAUGGACAGACAGCAGAGUAACGUGGAGCGCUUUCUCAAACUCGGCUACGCCUACGGGGACAUCCUGCGUGUGCUGGAGAACAUGCACCACGACGCCCAGACCAAUGACAUCCUGGAGGAGCUGCUGAAGACCAGCCGCUCCGCCAACCCCUCGCCCCCUGGCUCCCGCACCAGCAGUCCCCAGCUGGUACCCAGGGGGUGCGGCUCCCCUCAGCCGCACCAGGAGGACACGGGCGGUAGCGCCGGUCUCCGGCCCAUCGUCAUCGACGGCAGCAAUGUGGCCAUGAGCCAUGGAAACAAGCAGGUGUUCUCUUGCCGCGGGCUGCAGUUAGCAGUGAAGUGGUUCUGGGACAGGGGUCACCGAGACAUCACCGUCUUCGUGCCCCUGUGGAGGAAGGAGACGCCCAAGCCAGACACUCCCAUCACAGACCAACACAUCCUCUACGAGCUGGAACAGAGAAAUAUCCUGGUUUUCACACCAUCGCGCUGCAUCAAUGGUAAGCGGGUGGUCUGCUACGACGACCGCUACAUCGUCAGGCUGGCCUUCGACUGCGGCGGCGUCAUCGUGUCCAAUGACAACUACCGCGACCUGCAGACCGAGAAGCCACAGUGGAAGAAGUUCAUCGAGGAGAGGCUGCUGAUGUACACCUUCGCUAACAACAUGUUUAUGCCUCCCGACGAUCCUUUGGGAAGGAACGGACCGACAUUAGACAACUUCCUGAGAAAGACUCCAGGGCCCCCCGAGGGCAAACGGGUGCACUGCCCCUACGGUAAAAAGUGCACGUACGGCGUUAAAUGUAAAUAUUACCACCCGGAGCGCUCAAACCAGUCUCAGCUAUCGGUUGCCGACGAGCUCCGGGCAAAAACUAAACCAGUUCUGGAGCUGGACCAGCCUGGUAACACACGACCCUGCUCCCCUGGUCAGACAGUCCCCUCAGACGGACUCUCCCUCAGAACCUCCUUAUCAGACUAUGGACACAACGGCCAUUUUUACAUCAGCCCCCCACCCACUAAAGCUCCAAGUUGCCAGGAGGACCAUCCCUGCCGACUCUCUCCCUCCACGCAGCUGGACAGCCGGAGGGAUUCGAGCAGCCCAGUCCACUCACGAAGGUCGCCCACCUGCCAGAGCCUUGAGAGCGACGAAGCUUUCGGCUCUCUGGAGUCGUCGGUGUCUCACCUGUACGUGCAAGAGCCGGAGAGUCAGGAGCUCCCCCAACUGUGCUGCCGGGGCCCCGGGAGCCCACAGCAGAGCCAGUGCAGCACCAAACACUGCUGCAGCUCGCAGAGACAGUGCAGGGACAGCCACCUGCCAGAGGGCUAUUACCACGGGUCUGCUCGCUGGCUGCAGGCCGGCCAUAACCACAAUGCAUUCAGGCACCAUCAGCAUGCCCACGGGCAUUGCCCCUCGUAUGGGGAGCCAGCUCGCUACACGGCACGCCGUUACGCCCAGCCGCACGCCCCCUGGGGGGCUUUUUCCCUGGAUCCCAGUGCACACACCAACAGCGAGCAGAGGAGGAGUAUGAGAACUCAGCUUGGUAGCAUGUUCCCCCAAAGCACUGUGAACAUGUCCGAACUCGUUCCACUGAUCCACCGGCUUUGAAGCAGCCGGUGGAACAGCCGCUUCUAGCCUUUCCCCUAUUUUUAUGUAGUAUUAUUCUUAAAUAAAAACGCUGCUUUGCU
Molecule: messenger RNA, 2237 nt
Organism: Paramormyrops kingsleyae
Lineage: Eukaryota; Metazoa; Chordata; Actinopteri; Osteoglossiformes; Mormyridae
Product: probable ribonuclease ZC3H12D
Cellular component (GO): cytoplasmic ribonucleoprotein granule; nucleus
Molecular function (GO): mRNA binding; metal ion binding; RNA endonuclease activity
Source: RefSeq, a predicted model, not a curated record